Linum trigynum is the source of this 1170-nucleotide messenger RNA. The record is from the annotation of a GenBank genome assembly. Lineage: Eukaryota; Viridiplantae; Streptophyta; Magnoliopsida; Malpighiales; Linaceae.
AUGGCUGCCGGCACAGAUUUCUCGCCUCCCUUCGCUAUGCUAAACGGCGGUGGAUACAACAAUUCCAGUAGUAAUAAGGAUAACAGUAGAAACCUCUCCCCCGCUGCCGGCGCCGACGAGAAUUCCGACGCCGUCAAGCAAAUCCCCAAUGGCAGGCCUCCCCGCCACACCAUCCCCUCCGCCAGGCUACUCGCCGCCGCCGAUCUGGCUAUGGAUGUUGGGUUAGUCGUCAAUAAGUUGCCGUCCGAUGAAAAAACCGAUUUUUUGCCGAUCUUCCGAUCAGGGAGUUGCGCCGAGGAAGGUCCCAAGCGGUACAUGGAGGAUGAACAUGUAUGUAUUGAUGAUCUCAACCAGUACCUGGGUUCAACCACUGCCAGCUUCUCCUCCAUGGGAGCUUUCUACGGGGUGUUUGAUGGCCAUGGAGGUACGGAUGCAGCUUUGUUUGUGAGGAACAAUAUAUUGAGAUACAUAGUUGAUGACUCCCAGUUUCCUAUGUGCGUGGAGAAGGCAAUCAAGAGUGCUUUCUUGCGCGCUGAUUACACCUUUGCAGAUGAUAGUUCUCUCGAUAUCUCCUCUGGCACCACCGUGCUCACUGCCCUUAUGCUUGGCCGGACACUGAUCAUUGCCAAUGCUGGGGAUUGUCGAGCAGUGCUGGGCCGAAGGGGCAGAGCAAUUGAGAUGUCCAAAGACCACAAGCCGAACUGCACAUCUGAGAGGUUAAGAAUCGAGAAGCUUGGCGGAGUCAUCUAUGACGGCUACCUCAAUGGCCAAUUGUCGGUCUCCCGUGCACUAGGCGACUGGCACAUGAAGGGUCCCAAGGGGUCCGCAUGCCCUCUGAGCCCAGAACCUGAGUUGCAGGAAACAAACCUAACCGAGGAAGACGAGUUCUUAAUAAUGGGGUGUGACGGCCUUUGGGACGUGAUGAGCAGCCAGUGUGCAGUGACGAUAGUAAGGAAAGAGCUCAUGCUCCACAAUGAUCCUGAGAGGUGCUCCAGGGAGUUGGUCAGGGAAGCACUGAAGCGAAACACAUGCGAUAACUUGACGGUUAUAGUUGUUUGCUUCUCCCAGGAUCCGCCACCUCGGAUCGAGAUCCCUCAGACGAGAGUUCGUAGGAGCAUAUCGCUGGAAGGUUUGAACUUGCUCAAGGGCGUGCUUGAUGGGAACUCGUGA